Molecule: messenger RNA, 4301 nt
Organism: Sodiomyces alkalinus F11
Lineage: Eukaryota; Fungi; Ascomycota; Sordariomycetes; Glomerellales; Plectosphaerellaceae
Exons: 2
Coding region: 116-3838 (1240 amino acids)
Cellular component (GO): intracellular membrane-bounded organelle
Molecular function (GO): phosphatidylinositol binding
Source: RefSeq, a predicted model, not a curated record
CCCCAACGUGCUCCCUCCAUCCCAGUCCGACAUCAGAGGGCCAACACUCACCUCCAUCCCUUCGACACGCCAUGUGCUUGCGGCAGCGACUCGUUCCACCCAGGCUUCUCGGAAUAUGGCCCUCCAGAAAAGGGAAUUAAUCCUUGCUGGGAUCGCAUGUUUCGUCGCCUGGGGUUACGCCGUCAGCUGGGUCCCGGCGCUGCGGUGGGCCGGCCAUGCUUUUGUCACCGGUCUCGUCCUCGCGACGCUGGGCCCCCUGGUCGCCAUCUUCAUUACGUCUCGCGGCUCCCGGCUUACCUCACGGCAUCGAUCCCCACGUCCGAACGGCGUCGCUUUCCUCGCGCCCAAAACUUGGACGACGGAUACUGCGAGCUUACGGAACCGACAGGCCUACGUCAGGGCACCCCUCUACGCCGACUCGCCCAACGUUUCCAACGCCCUCGAUCAGCUCCUCCAUCUAGUCGUUCGUGAUUUCGUGGUGUCAUGGUACGGCGGUAUAAGCAAGGAUCCGGUGUUUCCGAACCAGAUCGACAAGGUUGUGCGCAUCGCCCUCAGCAACAUCGGGGAUCGCCUGGCUGGGCUAGACUUGGCCGAAAUCGUGACGAGUCGACUAGUCCCUAUUCUAACUACACACUUCAAAGACUUUAGCGAUGCAGAGCGCUCGGUUCGCGGGAGGAAGCUCAACCGAUCCGUCACCGAGUCCGAGGAGCUCGACCUUGCGAUUGCUUCCAAAUACAAAGACGGAAAGCUACACCCUGCCGCCUCCCUGGCCUUUUCCGACAUGAAGCUCGUCCAGCAAGAUUAUCUACGCAACCUCGUCUCCGAUAUUCUCCCUCAGGUUCUCCCGCCGAACCUCCUAGCGAGCCGGGCUGUUUCCAUCAUCGUCCGAGAGCUCGUCUCCUGCGCCGUUCUGUUUCCCGUCAUGCAGGCCCUGGCCGAGCCCGAUACUUGGAACCAGAUCAUGGAGAACUUUGGGCGCUCCAUGUUACAGGAUCGGUCGACUGUCAGGAAGUUGAGGGCUGCUCUGGAUCAGCACGCCUACCCCACUCCGAGGUCCAGCAAAGCCGCCAUCAUCCCGCGCCUUGUGCCGGGCGACAGUGAGCGCAAGUUCGAGAAGUUUAUUCGGGCUAUUCGGAAAGUUAACAACCUCUCCGAUGCUCGGCGCCUGCGAAGCGAAGUAGCAAGCCAACUGAAACGCGACUCGCAACAGGAGAAUCAGGACCAAGUCUACCUUCGCCGCUUGGACAUGGGUAAACGCCUGCUAGACCAGCGAGUCCAUUACCUUGCCGUUGGCGGGGACCGGAGGGCACCUCCAGCGGCAGUAGCACAAACUCCACCAGCUCCCAGAAAGUCCAAACUUGAGAACGCAUCACUUGUAGACCUCCUUCGAGAUUCGGCCGGCCUAUCUUACUUUAUGGAGUUUAUGGAUCGGCAUCGUGUUCUUCCACUGGUUCAAUUUUGGCUCGUCGUGGAUGGCUUCAGGAAUCCCUUGGAAGAUGAGGAGGCGAAUGAUGAGCAAUUACCUCCCCAACUGCCCAUGUGGACGGACGCGGACCGUCUCGACCUGGCUCAGAUCGACCAGGCCUACCUGUCCAAACCGGAACUUAAUGUCUCGCCGGCUGCCCGGGCCGAAGUGCGAGCGUUUCUCGAUGCUGGGAGGAAGGCAACUCCGGAGCAGCAUUACAAGGCGCGGCGGGCUAUCCUCAGGGCGCAGACAUCUGUAUUGGAGAAAAUGCAGGCGAAGUACUUCCCAAGCUUCAAGAAAUCGGAUCUGUUCUACAAAUGCCUUGCUUCGCAAGAAGCUGCAGCUAUGCCUUCGCCGGUUCCGGGUGCAGGUCCCGAACCGGCGGGGCUGGAACAGCCAAACGCCCGGUUGCCACAGCUUCAGAUGCCCCGGCCUUCGCAGGGCAGCCAGAACAAGCCCAGACCAGUCCCACGGCUGGCUCCUCGGCUUGCCUACCAGCAGGCAAAACGCGCUGGAUCAGCGUCAGACCUCAAGUCGCUUAGCGCGAAUGUGCCCUCCAUCGAAACUCUAGCCGGUGCCCGGCGCUCCUUUGACGAUAGCGCGCCAAAUCCUCUGUUUGAUGAUGACGACGUCGACAAUGAAGGGUUGGCGGACUCGGUUCAGAGUUUAGACCAAGACGGUGUUACCCACAACGUGCCUGAUAGUCGAGUCGUUCAAGCGAUGGAAGAGGCGCUGAGCAAUAUCAUGGAGGAUGGGGAUCGGCCCAACACGGCUGAGGAGUUUCGCGAGUCCCUAUUCGGCGUCGAGGAAAGCAUGUCUGCGAGUCUAUUUUCCGUCGAUGGUGAAUCUAACAGAGGAUCCAUUGAUGCAGGCAAGUUAGCGCAGCCAAGCAAGGAUGGCGAGAAACCAAGCCUUUCAUCACUGGGCCUCGUAAGCGCAGCAUCUCGUAUCGGGGUAUUCGAGGAUGACGACCUGUUCGGUGACGAAGAUCGGUAUAUUUCGGAAGAGCAAAACGAUCUCGGGGAGGACGGCGCGGACGAUGACGAAGACCAAGUCCACGAAGCCGAGCCAGGAGACCUCGGCUUGGCAGAAGCCAUCACGGCCUUGUCGAACGACAUUGACAAAUUGGUCGCCCAGGACGCCAUAGUCGAGUCCCUCACCAGGAAGGCGGAGCUAACAAACAACACGGCGGAACUGCGGAUUCUCAAGAAGUCCAAGGCUAGUCUGCAAAGAGAGAUUCGUCGCAAGGAGUUGCAGAGGCAGCAGUACGUGAUUCAAGAGAGCGACAACAGCCUGUAUGGAAGGUCGACCAUCAGGAUCAAGUCGAUCCAGGUGGGCCGGGAAGACGACGGGCGAGAAUUCGCGCUCUACGUGGUCGAGGUGCAGAGGGAUGCAGGGGAGAAGAUGCCGGCGGCGACUUGGAUCGUCACCCGGCGAUACAGCGAGUUCCACGAAUUGCAUCAGAAGCUCCGGUCCCACUAUCCCUCGGUCAGGAAUCUCGACUUCCCCCGGCGGCGGAUGGUGAUGAAGUUCCAGAGCGAAUUCCUGCGGAAGAGACGAGCGGCUCUGGAGACUUACCUCCGCGAGCUGCUACUGCUGCCGGAGGUUUGCCGAAGCCGCGAGCUGCGGGCUUUCCUGUCGCAAAGUGUCAUCGCGCAAGGACAGGAUCUGCUGGACCGCCAGGACAAGAAAGACAUGAUGACCAGGUUGUACGACUCUGUAACGGACGGGAUGGAGGAUAUCCUCGGCAACAUCCCGGUGCUGGAUCAGCUGUCGCUGGCGGGGCAGAAUCUGAUCGCAGCGGCCACCAACCAGCUGAACGCGAUGCCGCUGCCGGCGAACGAGGACGGGACCAGCGCGGCCGAGGCGGAGGCGGAACUGAACGCCUUCGAGAACAAGGAGCUGGAGCCGUUCAUCAAGCCGAUCUGCGACAUCUUCUUGGAGGUGUUCGAGCUGAACAGGGGCAACAACUGGCUCCGCGGGCGUGCCGUGGUCGUGGUGCUGCAACAGCUGAUGGGAGGCACCAUCGAGCGCAAGGUACGAGACAACGUCAAGGUGCUCAUUCAGGAGGAGGCAGUUCUCCGGUACAUCGGGCUCGUGCGGGACAUGCUCUGGCCCGGCGGCCAGGUCAGGAGAAACAAGCAGCCGCGAAGCGCCUCGGAGAAGAAGAAGAGCCGAACCGAGGCCAGCCUGAUGCUGGCGACCUUGGUCCCUGAUGUGGCUGGAAACGUGGUGGGAAGAGCAAACGCUCAGGCGGCUAGCCGGCGGAUCUUCGCCACUUUUAACAAUUCGAGGCUCAAUGCGCAUUUGGCUUUUACUUUAAUGGAUGAAAUCGUGGAGAUUCUUUUCGAGCAGAAGAAGCCCACCGGCUAGUUGAACGUUGUAUCUGUUAUGAAUUGCACGGAUGGUGUUGUGGCGAACACAAUGGGUGCUUUGGGAAAGGAAAAGGAGAAGAAUUUAGGGUGUUGUUUGUUUGGGGGGCGGACAAGCGUGCAGAUGCCAUGGACAUGGGAAUGGAUUCAAGCGAAACAAGACAGACAAUAGUAAUAAAGACGAAGUGUGCAGGAUGUGCGGUAAGUGUUCCUCCGAAGAUAUCUAUAUACGUGCACUUGAGAGAGCAAGGAUACCGGUACAAUGUAUAAGGUAAGGUAUGAAGCUCGGAGAUCAGUGAUUGAGGUACUUGUGCAGAUGAAGACACACAACCCUCGCGGUACCUUGGUAUCUUUAGAGCAGUGGGUCCUCGAUCUAUACCUUACCGUCUAGAGCAUAAGUCGACUAUUGAGGACUCGCCAGAGAACGUGGACGCGCUUCGAGGCUAUUAUUACUUCGUAUCCCG